AUGGAAGCUUUCAUGCGCCUAGUGGACUACGUUGUCGAAUACGAGUCUGAAUUCAGUGCUGCAUCAAAGGACAUCUCGAAGAACGCUCUUGUGAUGCAACAAGACGAGCUGAGAGAGAUGUGGUGCAAAGCGAAAGCUGCCCAUGACGACCUCAACAGCAAAGGGGACAUGUCUGCAAAGGACUAUGCCCUUAUUAAAAAAAAAAAAUUCAAGCUAGGUGGUCAAUGCUACAUACGUUGCAUGGGGGCAAUGAAGGAUAUGUCUGAGAUCCUCUCAACCCCCAAAGACACAGAAAAGUCUGCUGAGGUAGACAAUAACCACUCCCUUCCGCCUUGCGAUACCGAUGUUUUCAAAGGGGACUACCUUUCAUGGCCAACAUUCCGGGAUAUGUUCACGGCCGUAUACAUCAAAAGCAAGCGCCUGUCACCAGUUGAGAAAUUGUACCACCUCAACAAAAAGACACAAGGGGAGGCGAAGGUUAUUGUGUCUAAAUGCCCUCUUACCAACGAUGGUUUUGCGAUGGCAUGGAAGGGUUUGACGGACAUGUACGAGAAUGAGCGAAUUCUCGUCGAAACCCAAGUCGACAUACUGCUCGACUUACCGUCAAUCGACAAAGAGUGUUCCAGUUCGAUAAAAUGGCUACAGCGGGAGAUCAACAGCUGCAUCUCCUGCCUGACAGCCAAUAAAGUGGACAUUGGGAACUGGGACCCAAUCAUAAUCCGCAUAUGUUCCAAGAGACUGCCACAAGCAACAUUAGCCCUGUGGGAACAGUCUGUAAAGAACAAAACAAAGACAUCGAAGUGGGAGGAAUUGGACAACUUCCUCACGGAUAGAUACCGUGAUUUAGAGGCAAUAGAACGUGCCAAGAAAUCGUCCAAUUCUGUAAAGCCUGUCAGUGCACCCACACAGAAUAAAUACAACAACAAUAGCCAUCAGAACAGACUCGGCGCCUUCCAAGUAAGCGUUGAGAAAUCAACAUGUCUGAUGUGCAAAAGCGCAGAUCACAAAUUAAGAUCUUGCCCCAUGUUUCUUAACAUGGCACCAGCGGACAGGAUCAAGUUCGCUAAGCGCAACAAUCGCUGCAUCAAUUGCCUCGGCUUUGGGCAUUUAGUGUCGCAAUGCACCAGUGCAUUCAACUGCAGCACGUGCCACGCGAGGCAUCACACACUCCUACAUGUGAGGACAGUGCAGCCUAGCAGCCAAAGAGGCUCAUCUACGCCAUCGGACGAGAUUCCGUCUACGUCCAGGCAAGCGCAGCAGAAACGCAACUUCAAUAAGUCGAAAGGCAAGCCAACGACUCAAGUACAGUCGUGCUUCGCUAACAGCGACAAAGGUGUCUUGUUAGGAACGGCACAAAUAAGCAUAAAUUACAGCGGCGUUACUUAUGCCGCAAGAGCACUCAUCGACUCCGGGUCAGAGUGCUCUUUCAUCACAGAAAGGCUGAAGCGCAGAAUCAACUUGCCAGUGCGGAAGAUAAAUGCCCAGGUGUCAGGCAUCAACAACACCGUAUCUGCGCAAGUGAAGGAAUCAUGUUGUGUCGAGUUGCGGUCACCAAUAGACCCACUUAUAUCGAUCACAACGAACAUGAUGGUUCUGCCGAAAUUAACGGGAAACUUGCCGACUUGCCAUAUUAGCGCACUAACUCGGCAGGCUUUCCCAGAUCUCACGUUGGCGGAUAAGAGGUUCUUCGUCAAUGAACCCGUGGACGUCAUACUCGGUGGUGACGUCUAUCCCCAGAUUAUGCUGGAUGGCAUACGCAAGAACGUGCUGGGAUCACUUCUUGCGCAAGAGACAGUGUUCGGUUGGAUAGUCACAGGGCUUGCUAAUACAAUUAAGCCAACCAACACUUGCGUCUCUUAUUAUAACGAAAUAUCGCUGGAAAAGCAGUUAGCUUCGUUCUGGGAAUUGGAAGAGAUCUCCAAGGAAAAGAAAUUAAGCGAGGAGGACAG
Molecule: messenger RNA, 1949 nt
Organism: Bactrocera neohumeralis
Lineage: Eukaryota; Metazoa; Arthropoda; Insecta; Diptera; Tephritidae
Exons: 1
Molecular function (GO): zinc ion binding; nucleic acid binding
Source: RefSeq, a predicted model, not a curated record